This is a messenger RNA of Ectocarpus sp. CCAP 1310/34, 2144 nucleotides long. NCBI's taxonomy places the organism in Eukaryota, Phaeophyceae, Ectocarpales, Ectocarpaceae. The record is from the annotation of a GenBank genome assembly.
GGAGGCGUAGAGAUGGCAGGGUCUGGUAGAAGGAGCGUGAGAUCAUCACAACUAGCCCUCGGCUCUGUCCUUCUCCUUCUGGGGUGUUGUGCUCCUUUGCUAUCGCCUGCAUUCUUCAUUGCCGCGCCUCUCCCUCAGCAAAGAUCAUCAUGUCGCUUUCAUCGCCAACCAUCAGCAUCAGUUGUUACUGAAGCCUGCGGCACCGCUGCCGUUACUACAAGAGCGCUUCACCACACCGGGAGCAGCAGCAGGAGUAGUGGCCACCAAGCACCAGCUACGACGGCGACGAUGUCGGCACUUCCUGCUGCAACUGCAACUAGUUUCGGGGUGCGGCUCAACCACAACAGCGGCACUGUUUGCACCGCUCUAACCACCUGGAGAGUAAGGAGGAGCUCGGUGAUGCUCAGCGCGCGCGGCGGAGGACGAUCAGGUGGCGACUCGUCGAGGCGAAGAACCGACCGACCCGAUGAGUACUCCAGCGACAGAAAGAAGGGCAAGGGGCGGGGAGGGAGGGGUGGCAGGGGCGGGCGAAGCGGCGGGCGUGAUGGCGGCAGCAACAACAGGGGAAGCAGUGUCGAUAGUGGCACCAGCGCUCCCUCUCCUUUCGAAACGGCUGGGGACGGUGGUGAGAUGUGGGGCGGGGAGUCGAAGAUGUCGUCCCUGGACGACAGGGCCCCGGUGGAGUUCUCGAGGAAGAUUGACUGCUCGGAGCUCAGCCGCAAGCCAAAGUACUUCAGCGUAGAGGCGACCGAGAACGAGUGCGCCGCUCUCGCCCAACGCUUCACGUGCGAAGCGAUAACCGGCCUCAAGGCCGACUUCAGGGUUGUUCGCGGCUCAGACGCCAGAAAAAUAAAAAUCCGGGGGCGCGUGAAAGGCAAUGUUACCCAGAACUGCGCGGCCACUCUGGAGCCAUUCGUACUCCCGGUCGAACGAGAAUUCAGCACCGCGAUACAGGAAGUUAGCCUAGACAGCGUGCAAUCCACGCUGUGGGCUCUGGAAGAGGACACUGAAACGGACGACGAAAUCAUGGAGGGUGACCCCCUCGACCUGGGGGAGGUGGCGGCUCAAGGGUUGGCGUUGUGCAUCGACCCGUACGCCAAGCACCCGGACUUCGUCCCAAGCUAUGACGCGGGGAGUGGCAAUGGCGAGGGAGCUACUGUUCCCGGGCGUUUUGGAAUGCCCGCUGAGGGGGAGGACGUGGUUUUGGACGUCGAUACCAUGAAAGCUUUUUUCGAUGCGGACGAUUGAUUCCGUUGUGGGCGCUUUUGCGACUUGAGCCGGAGACACGUUGGCAAUAGCAGUGCAGUAGACCGAGAGGAUGUAUUCGCACAGCUCCGGUGUUGUAGUGCCGGACCGGGUCUAGUCGAUUUUUCUUCGUUUCGAUCCAUUUUCGGUUUCUGCUCCCUGAAAAAUGUGUACUGACUUCUCGCUCUUCAAGGAAAUCGAAAAAGGAAGGAUUCCUGGCUAGCGUACACGCUCAGGUUUGAGGGGAAUUCCUCGAGACACGGCGAAAGGGUGGCGGGAGGGACGGAGCUGCCUUUGGUCAACUUUCGUGGAUUGAGUGGCGCCAGGAUGAUGAAGCCCUCCUCUUUCGUAGCAGCAGCUCGACACCGAAAAGUCGCCCGUUCGAUAGAUCAACGCUGGACGAAGCUCUUCAUCCUUCCACUAGAUUUUAUUAGAGACAUGCGGCGUACAAACUUUAGCGCGCCGCCUCUGUUAGUUUGCUGUGUCGUGCGGCGAAUGCUGCCAAAGUAGCCACGGUUUGCGAGUGUCGGCACACCCCUUGUAUGAAACCGACUGGUGCGUCCAUAUGUGUACCGAAGUUUGUAGUCUGACGUCCGCAACGGAUAGCAUGGCAACAUACGCAACACACGCGGAGCAUUGCGUCUCAAACGACGAUUGUGUUCGUCGUUCAUCACCCGGUUUCGCGAGAUAUUGUACUUGGAGUGAGAGUGGCAACUACUGCAGAGAUGAAACGCUUUUCUUCUGCGGAUAACCUAUCGUGCGGGCGGACUGCCUUCCACGUGCCCCACUGAUCCACGGGUUUUGCACUACUCGUUGGCAAUGUUCCGUGGAUGCAAUUUGCACGAACCAAGUCGCAACAUGCUUUCAUCACACUACACAUGGGAUGAAAGCGACGCGCU